AUGUCUCUAUCAGUCCCAGCUUUAGACGGAACUGAACCUGUCCCUGUGGAAAUUGAUCCAGAUUUCCAGCCUCAAGCUCGGCCGAGGUCUUGCACGUGGCCCCUUCCCAGACCCGAACUCUCUUUUGUCCCUCCUACAGUCUCCUGCGAGGAAAGUAGAACAGACACCCCCCCUCCACAUGUACCCUCCCUUUUGCCCCCAGAGGGAGUAGAAAGGUCCUUAGGGGAUGGGCCAGUGACUUCAAGGAAAGGGGGAUCAAGGAGAAAUGCUUGGGGGAACCAGUCUUAUGCAGAACUGAUCAGCCAAGCAAUAGAGAGCUCCCCUGAAAAGCGUCUCACCCUGUCUCAGAUAUAUGACUGGAUGGUCAAAUCUAUCCCCUACUUCAAAAACAAGGGCGACAGCAAUAGUUCUGCUGGCUGGAAGAAUUCUAUCCGUCACAAUCUGUCCCUGCACAGUAAAUUUAUUAAAGUUCACAAUGAAGCCACUGGAAAGAGUUCCUGGUGGAUGUUGAACCCAGAGGGAGGAAAGAGUGGAAAAGCCCCUCGCCGAAGAGCAGCCUCCAUGGACAAUAGUAGCAAAUUAGCCAAAGUGAGGAGCAAGGUAUCCAAGAAAAAAUCAGCAGGUUCAGGGGAACCUACUGCAGGUAGCCCUGGUUCACAGCCGCAUAAGUGGCCUGGAAGUCCCUCUUCACGGAGCACUGAGGAAUCUGAUGUAUGGACUAGCUUCCGGCCCCGUACAGGAUCCAAUGCCAGUAAUCUCAGUGUUCGGCUGUCCCCCAUUUUGCCUGAACAGGAAGAUCUGGCAGAUGAAGAGCUCCAUUGUAUCUCUUUUCCAAACAGUUUUCCCCCUACUGUUACUGAAGAGUUGGAGCUGAUUGAUGGUCUUACUAUGUUGUCAUCUGGUCCCCCACUUCCUGCAUCCAAACCACUUCUGCAAAGAGCCUCUAGUUUUUCCAUGCAUUCUUCCCAGGCUAUCAACUAUGGUAACUCCCUCUUCAGUCCCUUGGAUGUCUCCCCUGUGCACGGAUCUUCUACUCAAUUUCAGAGGCCUCAAACUCUUGAAACCCUGCUGACCUCAGACUCUCCUCCACCAAGAGAUGUCUUAAUGACCCAAGUGGACCCAGUAUUACCACAAAGUGGAGGGCAAACUCUCUCUCUACAUAUAGGUGGACAGAAUAAAGGAAGGACACCAGAUAAACCUGCUGUAUCACUGAAUUCUGUUGUAACCCCCAACAAACUUACUAUGCUAGGAAUCCCUGCAGUCCCAUCUGUACCAGUUUCUAAUUCAGGUUUACUUGGUGGAACCUCAGACCGGCUUCCAACAGACUUAGACAUUGACAUGAUCCUUGAGAACCUUGAGUGUGACAUGGAAUACAUCAUCAACAAUGAGCUGAUUGACGAGGGCGGCCUUGAUUUCAACUUUGAGCCUUCGCUUUCUGGCACCAACCAGAGUAACAACCACAGCUGGGUGCCCAGUUAGGUACAUUUCUUAGAGAGGGCAUAGAAAGAUAAAUCAUGAUUCAUAAUUUUAGCUUGUGGCAAAGAUAUAAUAAACUUUAAGCAAGUUGAAGGAAUUGUAGAAAGCAAAAUCAGUGUAAGAAAAAUGCUUAGAUGGGACAGUCUUGAUUCCGUAUAACCUGACCACCUGGUUUUUAUAGCUUACAAAAUGCAGCCAAAUAAAAAAUGUCAGUCUCUUAGAAUAUUUCUUGCCGACCCCUUCACAGUCUCUCAACUGUAUAUGAAUCCAAAAUCGAGCAUAUAUAUACCCCCAGAAGGGAUAUGUAUAAGAAGCGAUCAGCGCCUGUGGCAACAGAAAUAAAAAACAAGCAUAUGUUACAGGCCCAC
This is a messenger RNA of Xenopus laevis (African clawed frog), 1844 nucleotides long. It is a transcript of the gene foxo4.S, whose product is annotated as forkhead box O4 S homeolog. Gene Ontology annotation, biological process: regulation of transcription by RNA polymerase II; regulation of DNA-templated transcription. NCBI's taxonomy places the organism in Eukaryota, Metazoa, Chordata, Amphibia, Anura, Pipidae. The coding region runs from base 1 to 1479 and encodes 492 amino acids. The record is from RefSeq and is a predicted model, not a curated record. The transcript has 2 exons. Gene Ontology annotation, molecular function: DNA binding; DNA-binding transcription factor activity; DNA-binding transcription factor activity, RNA polymerase II-specific. Gene Ontology annotation, cellular component: nucleus; cytoplasm.